CCUCAUCUUCGACCCCGUCGCCUCCGUUGUCGGCCAGCCCCCGAUAUCGUUUCUUUCUUCCACGCCAUUAUGAGUUUUUUCUGGGGAACCUCCGAGCCAGCCGAGCCUGUGGCUGUCGAGCCCUUCGACCCAAGGUCCGAAAUGCCAACCAACGGCCGAUUGGGCCACCUCACACCCGAGCAGACCGCUGCCCUGGCUCAGUUCAAACAGGAGCUGGCGGCCGAGGGAUACUAUGACCCCGAGAAGCACGACGACUACAUCCUGCUCCGCUUCCUGCGUGCCCGCAAGUUCGAUCUGCCGGCCUCCAAGAAAAUGUGGAUCGAUUUCCAGGAGUGGCGCAAGAAGUGGAACGUCGACAACACCGUCACCGACUUUGACUUUCCCGAGUGGGCCAUCGUGCAGCAGUACUACCCGCGCUUCUACCACGGCGUCGACAAGUGCGGUCGCCCGAUCUACGUCGAGCAGAUCGGCCUGCUCGACAUCCAGAAGCUCUUCACCAUCACAACACAGGAGCGCAUGAUGCUGAACCACGUCCACGAGUACGAGCGCCUGAUCCUGUACCGCCUCCCAGCAAGCUCGAUCAAGACCGGCGUCCACCUCGAGCAGUCCUUCACCAUCAUGGAUCUCAAGAACAUCUCGCUGUCUCAGUUCUACAACGCCUUCCAUCUCGUCCGCGAGGCCUCGACCAUCGCCCAGAACUACUACCCCGAGAUGCUGGGCAAGAUGGUGGUCAUCAACGCUCCCAUGCUCUUCACCUCGCUGUGGCUCAUGGUCAAGCCGCUCCUGGACGAGGUCACUGUCAAGAAGAUCUCGAUCUUUGGAGGUCCGUCCUCGUAUCUCCCCGAGCUCCUCAAGUACAUUGACGAAGACCAGCUCCCCGCCUUCAUGGGCGGCAAGUGCAACUGCCCCGAGGGCUGCGAGCACUCGGACAAGGGCCCCUGGUCCGACGGCUCUGUCCCGGGGUACCCGGAUCCAAAGUUUGAGCGCCUCCGCGAUACCUACGGAAUCAUCCCAAAGAAGGCUCCUGCAACCAACUGAUCGCUCCGUUUUGCUGUCUGUGCUUUCUCUGGCGAUAUGUAUAUGUGUGUGUUUCCCCCUCCCUCCCUCCCUCCCUCCGUCUCCUCUCCAAUCCGAAUAGCCUGCGAUCGUCCUUCAAGGGCACCACAGAGGAGACGGGGAAACGGGACUGGCAAACAUAUCCGACUCGCUCUACAGCAACCAUGGAAGCUUAAAAAGAAGAAAAGAACCCCCAAAAUGAAAAAAGCCUCACCCGUGCAUGCAAUUUGAUUAUAUAUCUGCCUUUCGUUUUCCCGCUUGUCUCCUCCAUCAGUUUGUGAUUUUGGGAGGAGGGAGGAGCGGAUACUGUUGAAUAGGGCAAUAAUGCCAUACAGGGGCAAUCACUGCCACGAUGGCUGUGGUGCAGUGGUGCAGAGAAUGUAGUGUGGAUCGCGGCCGGUAACCAAGUGAGCGAGUGAGUGAAUGAGUAUGAGUGAGUGAGUGAGUGAGUGAAAGGGGUGUGAUGC
Messenger RNA from Polychytrium aggregatum, 1523 nucleotides. RefSeq names its product CRAL-TRIO domain-containing protein. The transcript is spliced from 2 exons. Lineage: Eukaryota; Fungi; Chytridiomycota; Chytridiomycetes; Polychytriales. Bases 70 to 1038 code for a protein of 322 amino acids. The record is from RefSeq and is a predicted model, not a curated record.